Messenger RNA from Gopherus evgoodei (Goodes thornscrub tortoise), 6157 nucleotides. It is a transcript of the gene SPRY3, whose product is annotated as sprouty RTK signaling antagonist 3. The transcript is spliced from 5 exons. Gene Ontology annotation, biological process: negative regulation of Ras protein signal transduction; animal organ development; multicellular organism development. Gene Ontology annotation, cellular component: cytosol; membrane. The record is from RefSeq and is a predicted model, not a curated record. Lineage: Eukaryota; Metazoa; Chordata; Testudines; Testudinidae. The coding region runs from base 1319 to 2191 and encodes 290 amino acids.
GGAGAACGAGACCAAGAGAGCUGCAUUGGUCUAAUGGACACAUUGCUGAGACACUAAGCAGCCUCCACGAUCAGGCCCUCGGUCUGUUGGGCACUGAAUGUGCACACAACAUGAGUCCUGAAGAGCCUACACUCUAAACAGACCUGGGUGGAAGAAAGCAGAGAGCAUCAUCCCCAUUUGACAGACAGGGAACUGGCACUGAGAGGGAUUAAGUGAUUUACCUAAGGUCACAAAGCGGUCAUUAUCCAGGGAGCGGAUACACGGAGCCCUAUGGGGAGUUCUAAUGGGCCGAUUCAAUUUCAGCUGGAUGACGCCACUUAGCCAAGGCAUUAAGAGCUCCAGCUCCGGGAAGGCGAACGACAGAGGGAGCGAACAGGGGGUCGGAGCGAGCAAGCGAGCUUGUACUAAGGAGCAGCAAACCCCUCCCCUCUCACCCAUUCACAAGACGAGCGCGGCGGAGAGCUGCAUUCACAAAUCGCCAGCCAGCAGCCUCAGCCCCCCCGCUGCCCAGAGCCACCCCCCACCAGCACCUACCUGACUAGCUCCCGCACCCUUGUCCAGCUCACGCUGGCUCCCCGCACCGCCCAGCAGGCUGUAGCCGGAGAACGGGCCGGAUCUGGGCAGGGAACCUGGGCGUCCGGGCUGCUCGCUGUAGCGAGGGAUCUCGGUAGCCCUUAGCCGCGCAAACACAGACCCCGAGCUCAGGUCAGCACAGGGAGAGGCGGCAGGAGCGGGGCUUGCCCUGGCUCUGAGGAGGACCGAGAAGGAGUUUUCAUUCAGACUUGCUCCAGCGAGAGGCGGGCCGGGAGCGUGCAGGGCUCUGGCCCCAGCUGGGAAGGUGCAGUUAGCUGCAUGGACCUGCACUGGCCUCGAGGCCAUACCCAGGUCCAGAAAUGCUGUCAUCAUGAGAGAGCGUUAAUCCCUGAAGCUGAGUCAGAUGGCAAAUACCUUCCACCCAUGGAUCUUCCCCUGAAUAUUGGUCUCACCUUGAGGUUCCCUUAAACAGCAUGGUUGGAGGCCAUUCCCAUCUCUGCGACCACUUGGCAUAAAGCCAGAAUGUGUUUCCAGUGCUGCAGUGAGAAUCAGGAAGUACUGCUUUCUGAAAACAAAAUCCUGGCAGCCUCUAUGCAGGUAGCAUAUCCUCUAACAAACCCUAAUGGCCUGAAGUAGAUCUGGUUAGCACGAACAUUUUGUCACUAUUGGAGGAAAAAAAUGCUUUUCUCUGAGUGCUCAUGAAGGAGGAUUUUCCGAUGUGCCCUGAUGUUGCAAGCCCUUGUUGCUCUCAUCCAGUGUGGCUGAACUCAACAGUGACGAGACAAUGGAUCUGCCUGCUGAGGACUUCCAACAAGUCCUCUCCAUUGACCAGAUCUGCUCCAUCCGUGCCAGCAAUGACUAUGUGGAGAGACCCGCCAUCUCCUUCAAGCAAGCUCAGUCCAACCUAUCCCUCUCACAGCAGGCCCACAAGCAAGAGUGGUCUCAGGACUGCCUGGUGUCUUCCACCUUCCAGGACCUGCACCGCAGCCACAGCCACCACCACCAGAUGUCGGCCUUGCAGCAGCAUCUGAGUCAUUCCAGUACUGCCAGCUCUGUGUCUCAGAGCACCACCACCUCGGAUCAGCGGCUGCUGAGUGGGGUCACGCCCUCACAUUCUGGGCACUCUCUCAUCCGGACGCAGCCCAGAGCAGGCAACCUGAAGCCUGAGGAACCACUGAAGGGUGUGGUGGAGAAGGCCACCCUCCACUCUGGACACCUCUUCAUCUGCGAGGAGUGUGGACGUUGCAAGUGUGCCCGCUGCACAGCUGCCCGCAGCUUGCCCUCCUGCUGGGUCUGCAACCAGCGCUGCCUCUGCUCCCCAGAGAGUCUCAUCGACUAUGGGACUUGCCUGUGCUGUGUCAAGGGUCUCUUCUAUCACUGCUCCACUGACGAUGAGGACACCUGUGCUGAUGACCCCUGCUCCUGUGGCUCGGGGUCCUGCUGCGCCCGCUGGGCUGCUAUGAGCUUCCUCUCUCUCUUCAUGCCCUGCCUCUGCUGCUACUUCCCUAUGCUGGGGUGCCUCAAACUUUUCCAGAAGGGCUACGAUAGUCUGAAACGUCCUGGCUGCCGCUGCCAGAACCAUACCAACACAGUCUGCAGGAAGAUCUCCUCCUCCAGUGGCACGCCUUUCCCUAAGACUCUGGAUAAGCCGGUAUGACCUUCCCAGGGAGCAGAAUUGGCUAUUCUUCUUCUUCACCUCCCUCUGCUGCAUACCCACUUUGGGCACAAAGCAAACAGAUGAACAAUCUGCCAGUCACCAAGCCCCACAAAGGGAGUGUGAAGCACGUUCUUGAGACAAAGGAAUCGUGCUUUUGUGCCCAAGCCAAACGUGAUAGGGUUUGCACAUUUUGGCAAAGGACCAGGACAGAGGGAAUCAGAUGCUGACAAUGCACUAGUGAUCAACAGGGGGCUUUCAGCAUGGGAACUGGCUCAGGACUCUGUGACCUCAGAAUGCCUUAGGAGCUGUUUUUCUGUGGUGGGUUUCAAAAGGGUGACAUGUCCAAGCACUAGAAUCCUCUGGGGACCAGACCACAGACCCCCCCCACAUCUCUUUCAUCCAUUUUCUCUCUGCAGCUUUCCUAAGUGGCACCUCCCACAGGCUUUCCCUCAGUUUUCUUUGCUGUUGUGCUAUAGGCCAGUCCCUGCAAAGGGAGAUGAGCCACUGCAAUGUACCAACCAAUGGCAACACCUUACUCCCUUUAGCAGAGCAAGAGAGAAAGCUUUCAAUAAUUUCAAGGUAAAAAGGAAAAUAAGUGAGCCCAAAUAUCCAGUUUUUAGGGGCUCACUGGUCAGUGGAAAUAGGACAUGGAUAGAUUAAGGAUCAUGCUGGCAUGGAAAGGGUGUGAAAGGAUGAUGUGGACAGAAAGGAGUCCCACUCCCACUUUUGUACAUCAGAGGGUCUUCAGCAAGCGGAAAUCACUGUAGUAAUUGGUAUUUCAAAGUAGAUUUGGCUAAGAACAUGAAGCAGGUUAAAUCCCAGGCUGAGACGCAAGGGGACUGGAUACCCUGAGGGAGUGGUAAAGGUCUGCUUGCAGAACCUUACAAAAUGUAAGGUGUCACUGUGUCUCUAGCCCAGAUUGGUGGUGACUGAUAGGUGACACCAUCUGUUUAGUGGUGACUUGGUGGUUUCAAUCCAUCCAUUGGUGGUAAGCCUCUACCACAAGUGAUACUCCUGUUGGCAGGCUCAGUGUAAAGGCCAAGAACUGGGUGGGCCAUGGAACCUGGCCUUCCUUCUUACCUCUGGAUGUCAGAGAGAGGUAUAUGAGUAGGGCAAUGUGUAGGAAGCUUGCCCUUCUGCCCUGCCCAGUAGAUUAACAGAUCCUUCAGUCUCUGGGGCUGCCAAUCUGGUACCUUUCACCAGCACUGAAUUCACUUUAGUAAAAGAAAAGGAAAGUUGAACCUUAAAAACAAUUAAGAACCCCAACUUCUCUCCUUGUGCUGAUGCUGUAAAAAUGAUCACGUCCUUGCCUGGCCCUGAAAAUGGUGCUUAGCUGAGGCUCCAGCUUUGGGCUGGUGGGGAAAGGGAGAUCUGUGUGUUAGAAAGCAGAAUGGGAUGGGAAAAGCAUGAAGCCAGCCUUCCCUCCCCAGCCAAAGCGCCUCAGUGUCCUCACUCAUCUCCUCAUGUUAUAGAGAAAGCUACACAAAAGCAGAUUGGCUGCACAGCUAUGCAUCCUAUAGGCAAGCCUGAUGUUGACACAGGUGUUCUGAGACAGGACACACCUUCUGCAAACUAGAGAUGGGUCUGAACCAAAUCCAGAGAUCUGGAGAUCUUCAGACUAUGGGGAAGUUUGGAUCUGGGUGAUGGUUCAUGGUCAACACCUAUAAUAAGCCAAGCCAAACCAAACCCCUGUACCUGAAUGUUCCUGGUCCUUGAGGAAGUUCAGAUCCAGAUUGUAAUCUGAAAUUUCCAGCUCACUCAUCUCUGCUGUAAAAACACGGUGCCAAACUCUGUUACAACCCCAAUGACUUAAAAAACUUGGCCUGUGGAAUGAAAGCCAGGUUGACCCUUCAGUGCUAUCUUCCACCAUCACAUCUGUCCUCGGAGGGGUGUGUGUGUGUGUGUGUGUGUGUGUGUGUGUGUGUGUGUGUGUGUGAGAGAGAGAGAGAGAGAGAGGAAAAAAAAGAGAAGAAGGCAUAAUAAUCUUCCUGUUCCAUUGGAGUAAAGGUUCAAGAGGGCUACAGGAUGUGCGAGAGCUGGAGAUAUACAUGCAACGAAUCCCUCAACUGUCCCAAAUCUUCCUCCAAUGUUUAGGGCACAGACCUUGCACCCACCUAUCCACUGACUCCUCUUCUUCGUUUAGAAUUACUUUGAUAUAUUUUUGUAUAUAUAAGUAUAAUGUUACGAUGGCUAGGACUAUUAUAAUAAUAUUCAUGAUAUUGCUGUGAAUGGUGCCAUAUGCAAGGUUUGGCUUCCUGGUACAUUUACAAACUCCAAAGGAAUAUCUCAACUUUGUUAUGCUAAUCCUAGAUCUUGGUUUAUAGGUAAUCUGAGGUAUUUUAUAGGCUCUCCUAACAGGGCUCUGUUCUGAGUGGGCUGGUGAAUGGGAAGGGUAGAUAUAGAAGACAGGAGAAGUCAGCAGUUCUAUCCCUAGAUGAAAGUUUGCUCAUUGGUGAGGGUCCUCCCUUCCAGCCAAGUUCAGAACAUGUCGUGGGAGUUUGCUUGUCCCCUUCAAAGCUGGGAAAUGCAUUUAUAUAAGCUGUGGCAUUCAUAUGAUACACACACACACGCACACACAUUGUAACUCACUUUAUAGUGAAAUUCAACUUACAGCAAAGUAGGAGAAGAGUCAUGAAUAGUUUUAAUGCUUCAGAAUGUGCAAUUCCAAGGAUAGCAACGCUAUUCAGAGUAAUCUCUGAAAAACACCAGGUCUUCCCUGUGAGAGUUCCACUAGAUGUGUGUGUAUCUGUGUGUGUAUAGAUGAUUAGUCCACAUCUCUGGUCCAUAAAUUAUAUAAUGUAUUGCAAACAGAUAUUUAUUUAUAUGAUAAUAAUUGGUCAGAUUUAUAAUUCUAAUUUCUGCUGUCAAAUAAAGAGUUAGGUACACAGAAACAUGUAUAUUGGAGGGACUUCCAUAACGAGACACACCUUACUUCUUCUCUAGCACCAUUCACUUGUCACCAGAGUUAGUCAAACAUUUACUGUCAUAAGAAUUUUUUUAAUGGAAAAUGACUUCUUCCACAAAAUGAAAAUUUUUAUGUAAAAUGCCCCUUUUCAUGGAAAAAUGUUCUGUUUUGUUAUUUUAAUAAGAACCCAAAAUAUUUAGAAAAGGUUUAUUUGAUGAAAAAUCAGUGUAACUUUCCAUUGGGGAAAAAACAAACAUCCCUCCCUCGCCUCCUUGAUCAGCUUUGCUUUUCAUGGUUUCCUUUAAAGGGAUGGGCAUGUCCAUUCAGUCAAUGCUUUUCUUCCUUCAAGGUCCAUCUUUUCCUCUCAUUUGCUCAUGGAAUGAUUUGAUAAUGGGUGUGACUUCUUGAGUGUUUCCAUGGAGAAGAAUCAUGAUGUCAUGAAAACACAAUGGUGAACUCGUCAGAGUGCUGGAGAAGUUGCCUGGUGAGAGGAAGGGCCUGAUCUUCCAGUCCCUGUGCAGGCAACAUGCCUAUGGAGUACGAGUCUAUAGGCAUUAUGCUUCUGUUAUUCCACCACAGAUACCUCCAAUAAUUGUCAGAAGAUUAGUGGUAGGUCAUUGUGAUUUCUGUUUACAUGUUAUUUCUUCUAUGCCAGUGUGAAAGUUCCCGCUCUAAGAGCACAUUGUUUCAUAUCAUGGGUGUUAUGGAUCAGGAAAGCUGGCCUAUUUUGUAAUAUUUUAGAAAUAUUUUGUAAUUUGUCAAUUUUUUUUAGCAAUACAUUCUGUAAAAUAUGGAACAUUUGAGUGGAAACCAGAGAUUGGACUGAGUCACAAAACAUCAGAUCCAAGGCUGUUCAGUACCAGGGCUUUGGUUGGGCCAUUCUUGGUGUCAGUUGUGAAAUUCAGAACCAGGUUCAGAAUCUGACUUGUACCCUGCUUCCAAGUUCAGAUUUAUUUGGAUCCAGGGGCUUAGUUGGGACUCACCUCAUCUCUAUUGAAAACGAUCAAUUUCCUCUUCCAGGGGAGGGGCAGCAGGAGAAUCUACUUAUUAGACAAGGACAG